AUGGAUAGCUAUUCAGACUUCAAUGCGAAGAACCUCUCGUCUUCAGCUAAUAUGUCUGUUUCUUUGCCUGGACAAGUUGGACUCAAUGCCACCGGCGGCCUUCCUUCUAUGUCGAUAAGCAGGCUUUUCCCAGCCCUGUUAGAAUGCUUUGGAAUAAUUCUUUGUGGCUAUAUAGCUGGAAGAGCCAACAUUAUCACUUCAACUCAGGCCAAAGGACUGGGAAAUUUUGUGUCCCGUUUUGCACUUCCAGCUCUACUCUUCAAAAACAUGGUAGUACUUCACUUUUCCAAUGUGAAUUGGUCCUUCCUGUACAGUAUUUUAGUUGCCAAAGCUGCUGUGUUUUUUUUAGUCUGCGUUUUAACGUUGUUGGUAGCCAGUCCUGAGAAUCGAUUUAGCAAAGCGGGUUUGUUCCCUAUUUUUGCUACACAAAGCAAUGACUUUGCACUGGGAUAUCCAAUAGUUGAAGCUUUAUAUCAAACCACUUACCCUGAAUAUCUCCAGUACAUUUACCUAGUGGCUCCAAUAUCUCUUAUGAUGCUAAACCCUCUGGGGUUUAUCUUCUGUGAAAUCCAGAAGUGGAGGGAUAAUCGCACUGUGUCACACAGCAAAAUCAAAAUAGUGGGCCUAGCACUCCUUCGAGUUUUGCAGAACCCAAUUGUAUUCAUGGUCUUCAUAGGAAUUGCCUCAAACUUUAUUCUUGGCCAGAAAAUUCCUGAAUACCUUGAGAACUUCCUUGAUGGACUGGGCAGUUCAUUUUCUGGCUCUGCACUUUUUUACCUUGGACUAACAAUGGUGGGACAAACAAAAAAACUGACAAAGGGUAUGUUUGUUGCACUGAUCCUUCUCAUCACAGCUAAACUACUUAUGAUGCCUUUUCUCUGUAGAGAAAUGGUGGAACUCUUGGACAAGAGCGACAACAUAGUCAACCACACCAGUUUAUCAAACUAUGCAUUUCUUUAUGGAGUUUUUCCAGCAGCACCUGGUGUCGCAAUAUUUGCGAGUCAAUUUAAUAUGGAAGUAGGAAUUAUUACCUCAGGCAUGGUGAUAAGCACUUUUGUGUCUGCACCUAUUAUGUAUGUUUCUGCGUGGCUGUUGACCAUUCCUUCAAUGGACCCCAACCCACUGGCAUCUGCACUCCAAAACGUUAGCUUUGACAUCAGUAUUGUCAGCCUCAUUUCUCUGAUUUGGUCUCUUAUUGUUGUUCUACUGAGUAAGAAAUACAAACAGCUUCCACAUAUGAUUACAACAAAUCUGCUUGUUGCUCAGUUUAUUGCUUGCAUUGGAAUGGUGGCGUGGAAUUUCAUCAUUAAAGAGAAAGACAUCACUCUGCAGAUCCUUGUAUUUAUAUUCCUCUACAGUGCGCUUUAUAGCACGUACCUGUGGACAGGUUUUCUAUCUUUCUCUUUGUUUCUGUUGAGGAAGAGAGAAACAGUCAAGAUUCCCAUUGGGUUUAUUAUCAUCGCUGGAUGGGGAGUUCCAACACUUCUGGUGGGAAUCUUACUAAUUGUUGGUGAAUGUAACAACACUAGUAUUGACUCUGCCUUUUUCUAUGGAAAAUAUCAGAUAAUUACCACAGCAGUGAUCCUGUUCAUCAGUAUAUUGAUGUCAGGUAUCUCACUUAUGUGCAUGAACAGAAGUAGACAAGAGUCAAGCUAUGAGGUGCUGAACCCGUAUUCACCACGUAGCCAAGUGGAGGAGGUUGAAGUGGGAGGGAGUGAGAGGAAUCAAGUUUCAGCCACCAUGCCUCAGCCUUCUCCAGGGUCUUCUGCACAACCUUCUCCAGGAUCUUCUGCAGAAAGAGGUUGCUGUUCUUGUCAAACAACAAAUGGGGAAUUAUCCUGUGCUAGAGAGAGCAAUGCAGUGUCAAAUGCUGUUGAAUGCAAGGUUCCUCCAAUUGAGACAGCUGAUCAGUGUGUGAGUCGCUGCAGUGCUCAGACCUGCGUAUUGGCUCAGGAGGAGCAGCUUCUGCAGACCGGAGACAAACAGCUGGCCAGACACGUGCUGCUGUGCUUGCUUCUUAUAGUUGGCCUGUUUGCUAAUCUUUCCAGCUGUUUGUGGUGGCUGUUCAACCAAGAGCCUGGAAGGCUCUACGUGGAGUUGCAGUUCUUCUGUGCUGUGUUUAAUUUUGGUCAGGGCUUCAUUUGCUUUGGCAUUUUUGGCUUAGAUAAGCAUUUAAUCAUUCUACCAUUCAAGCGAAGACUUGAAUUUUUCUGGGGAGGAAGAGAAGCAGCAGGGCACACAGAUCCCUCUGUACCCGAGGAAAUCAGGAUGACCUGUCAACAGUUCGUUCGUUAUCACAGAGACCACUGUGUCAAAAGUAUUGUCAGAGGCAGAAGGUGUGGUGCAAAGAUCUCCACUGGCAUCUUCUUUGGCUGUGACCUGGUGAACUGGCUCAUGCAAGUGGGCCUUGCCUCUGACCGCGGUGAAGCUGUGAUGUAUGGAGACAGACUGAUGAAAGGAGGUGUCGUCCAGCACAUUACGAAUGAAUUUGAAUUUCGGGAUGAAUAUUUGUAUUACCGCUUUAUUCCUAAGAGAUCAGUUGCAGCUGAGAGCCAUUGACCUGAACGUGUAGGCAGAGGACAGGCAGUGAGGACUGAGUGUGACCACGUCCUCUGCCUUCACCCCUGAAGCUGGAAGCAUUUCUUUCUCAGGGCUCUCAGAGAAUUGUGUUACUCUCUCUUGUAAAGUUGAGGUACAUAGUUCUACUUGUGUCUAUUCUGAAGGAAAUAAUGG
Messenger RNA from Apaloderma vittatum (bar-tailed trogon), 2733 nucleotides. RefSeq names its product G protein-coupled receptor 155 (gene GPR155). The coding region runs from base 1 to 2559 and encodes 852 amino acids. The transcript is spliced from 15 exons. Lineage: Eukaryota; Metazoa; Chordata; Aves; Trogoniformes; Trogonidae. The record is from RefSeq and is a predicted model, not a curated record. Gene Ontology annotation, cellular component: membrane. Gene Ontology annotation, biological process: transmembrane transport; intracellular signal transduction.